AGUCACACACAAACACAACUCAACAGACAGGAAAACAGCCUGCACUUUUAAGGUCUGGCAUUACAACAAGAACAAUGGAAGAAUAGGCACUUUGAGUAUCUGUUUUGAAAAUCAAAAGGGAGGUGAUUUCUGAAAGACAAAGUAAAUAAUCUCCACGUUUAUAUGCUUGACAUGGGAGUGUAGUAUUAUUUAAGCCAGAGGAUAUCUUCUUCACAGACUCCCAGGACCUGAUCAGGUGAAGACAUACAUGUCAUCCAGUGUGUGUCUCCCAGAGGAGGAUCUCUCCUGUCCUGUGUGCUGUGACAUCUUCAGGGACCCUGUCCUCCUACCAUGUAGCCACAGCUUUUGUAAGUCCUGCCUACAAUGCUACUGGAACACCUCAGCCCUCAGACAGUGCCCUGUCUGCAGGAGAAGAGCUUCCAAGCGCACCCCUCCCUCCAACCUGGCUCUGAAGAACCUCUGUGAAGCUUUGCAACAGAGCAGGAUUCAGAGCUCAGUCGAGGGGAACCGUGUACUUUGUAGUCUACAUGGAGAGAGACUCAGAUUCUUCUGUCUGGUGGACAAGCAGCCUGUCUGUGUAGUGUGCCAAGCCUCGAAAAUACACAAGAACCAUGACUGCAUACCCACAGAGAAGGCAGCACAGGAUUGCAAGGAUGAGCUCAACGUAGCACUGAAAACCUUACAGCAUACUCUGGACUCCUUCAUUAGACUGAAGGGAACCUCUGAAGAGAUGCCCGAGUCCAUUAAGAAUCAGGCCCUGGAGACAGAGAGGCAGAUAAAGGAUCUGUUUGUGGAACUCCACCAGUUCCUGUAUGAGGAAGAGGCAGCGAGGCUAGCUGCUCUGAAGGAGGAGGAAGAGGAGAAGAUAGGGCUGAUGAAGAGUAUGGUGACAAAGGCUGCAGCAGGGAUGUUAUACCUCAAAGAGACUAUAACAGUCAUAACACAGGAGAUGACUGAUGCUGAAGACAUGACAUUGCUCCAGAAUUUUAAAGCCACUAUAGAGAGGUAUGUUGAAAUCCCCUACCUCUCUCUGUCAAUCAUUCUAUUUUUUCCUCCCUCUCUCUGCUUUGGAAUAUUGAACAGGAUAAUUGUAUUAUUUUGUCAUUUCAGAGCCCAGUGCACAGGGCAGGGCCCAGAGAGGAUUUCAGGGGCGCUGAUUGAUGUGGCCAGGCACCUCUGUAACCUCAAGUACAGAGUUUGGAAGAAAAUGCUUCUGCAUGUUGAAUACACUCCUGUGACCUUGGACCCAAACACAGCACACCCCUGCCUCUUCCUGUCACAUGACCUCACGUCCCUUCAGUACACCAGCCAGCCCCACCGUCUCCCUGACAACCCUGAGCGCUUCCACAUGAGUGCAGAGGUCCUGGGCAUGACCGGGCUUAGCUCAGGAAGCCACUGCUGGGUAGUGGAUACAGGAUGUAACAACGACUGGAUUCUGGGCGUGGCCUGUAUGUCUGUCACCAGGAAUGCGGAGGUCCAGGCCCGGCCCGAGAACGGGUUUUGGACCAUGUGUCUGCGAGACAGGGAGUACAGAGCGAUGACCUCACCCCCAACAGCUGUGACAGUCACAGAGAAACUCAAGAGGGUCAGAGUGCAGCUGGACUGGGACAAGGGUCAAGUUUCUUUCUUUAACCCUGCUGAUGACAAUACACCCCUUUACUCUUUCUCACACACGUUCACAGAGAAAGUGUUUCCGUAUUUCUAUACGCAAAGCAAACACCCUCUGAGAAUCCUACCUGAGAGGAUGUGUGUUACAGUGCAACAGAGUGGGACAGGACAUCCCUGUACAGUAUAUUCAUUUCUGUCAACCCACAAAUAG
Oncorhynchus masou masou (cherry salmon) is the source of this 1819-nucleotide messenger RNA. RefSeq names its product zinc-binding protein A33. The coding region runs from base 248 to 1819 and encodes 523 amino acids. Gene Ontology annotation, cellular component: cytoplasm. The transcript has 5 exons. Gene Ontology annotation, biological process: protein ubiquitination. Lineage: Eukaryota; Metazoa; Chordata; Actinopteri; Salmoniformes; Salmonidae. The record is from RefSeq and is a predicted model, not a curated record. Gene Ontology annotation, molecular function: protein binding; ubiquitin protein ligase activity; zinc ion binding.